AUGUCUCUCCUAUUGGACUCUACCGCCACCUCAUCUCCUGCUCUUCUCUACCCUCCAUCCAUCGAGCUUAAACAUGAUAACGCGGGCGGGGCUUUGGUUUUCGACCCGGUUUUCCUUCAAAAGCAACCAAACUUGCCCGCCAAGUUUUUCUGGCCUCAGGGGGACUUGGUUCACGCUCAGGAGGAGCUUCAAGAGCCCCUCGUGGACCUGGGUGGGGUCCUAAGAGGUGACGGCGUGGCAACUGCUCGAGCUGUUGAGCUUGUGCGGGCAGCUUGCUUGAGCCACGGAUUCUUCCAGGUCACCAACCAUGGCGUUGAUGCGAGUCUCAUUCGCGCCGCGCAUGAUGAAUUCGACGCCAUUUUCAAGAUGCCCCUCAACCGGAAGCUCAGACUUUGCAGGAAACCCGGGUGCAUCUCCGGGUAUUCGGGCGCCCAUGCGGAUCGCUACUCCUCUAAGUUGCCAUGGAAGGAGACUUUUUCCUUUGCGUACCGUGGGACUGAAUCCCAACCAAUCGUAUUUAACUAUUUCAAGUCUGUCUUAGGACAAGAUUUUGAACAAACUGGAUGGGUGUACCAAAGAUACUGUGAAGCGAUGAAGGAAGUGUCUCUAGUGAUAAUGGAGCUGUUGGCAAUGAGCUUGGGGGUGGAUCGCCUACAUUACCGGAAAUAUUUUGAAGAUGGAAGCUCAAUAAUGAGGUGCAAUUACUAUCCCCCUUGCAAAAAUUCGGGGCUCACGCUCGGCACGGGUCCUCAUUGCGACCCGACUUCUUUGACCAUUCUUCAUCAAGACCAAGUUGGAGGGCUUGAAGUGUUUGCAAAUGACAAAUGGCAAGCUAUCCGACCCAGACCCGAUGCCCUUGUCAUCAACAUUGGCGAUACAUUUAUGGCGUUAUGCAAUGGGAGAUACAAGAGUUGCCUGCACAGGGCAGUGGUGAACAGAGACAAGGAGAGGAGAUCGUUGGUUUUCUUUGUGUGCCCAAAAGAGGACAAAGUGGUGAGACCCCCACAAGAUUUGGUCUGCAGAGAAGGGCCAAGGAAGUACCCGGAUUUCACAUGGUCCGACUUGUUGGAGUAUACACAAACCCACUACAGGGCUGACGUUGCUACCCUCCAAAGCUUCAUCCAAUGGCUUCCCUCUUCCAAACCAUCCAAAUUCUAGUUCCUUUCGCCUCGCCUCAUUAUUCUCAUCCUCAAUUGCUACUUAACCAUAUAUAUAUAUAUAUCACUCUCUCAAUUAUCUUUUUUAUUAUCUUCGUACAGAGAACGGAUGAAUUUUUCAUUGAAUUUGUGGGACUUACACGUGAGUUCAUAAAUCUAAUGAUGAAUUUGUGAAAAAGAUAGUUAAAAGAUGGUUGAGAGAAUAAUAUGUACCUAACAUGUCUUUUAUAUAUAUUAUCUCAUAAACCCGCCCUAUUCUAUAUAUA
Molecule: messenger RNA, 1423 nt
Organism: Corylus avellana
Lineage: Eukaryota; Viridiplantae; Streptophyta; Magnoliopsida; Fagales; Betulaceae
Product: gibberellin 20 oxidase 1-B
Source: RefSeq, a predicted model, not a curated record